AUGCCUUCUCUCAUGAAGCUCGCUACCGCGGCUCUUGCCAUCGCGGCCCCUCUCGUUUCAGCUCAGACUUACUCUGACUGCAACCCCCUCAAGCAGUCCAACUGCCCCGCUGAUAAGGGCUCCACUGAGUCGACCCUGCACUUCGACUUUACUCAGGACAGUGCCCUCGACCAGUGGAAGACCACCGCUGGAAAGGUCAACACUGGCUCCAAUGGCGCCGAGUUCACCCUCGCCAAGAAGGGUGACGCCCCUACCAUUCGCAGCAACUUCUACAUCUGGUACGGAGAGAUCUCCGUCGAGAUGAAGUCCGCUCCGGGUCAAGGUGUUGUCAGCUCAAUCGUUUUGGAAUCCGACACUUUGGACGAAGUCGACUGGGAAGCACUUGGUGGCAACAAUGCCCAGAUCGAGACCAACUACUUUGGCAAGGGUGACACCACCACUUAUGACCGUGACACUUGGCCCAAUGUUGCUACUCCUCACGACACCUUCCACACCUACACCGUCAAGUGGACUAAGGAUCACAUCAUCUGGUCUAUCGAUGGCAAUGAUGUCCGCACUCUCAACAAGGCCGAUGCUCAGGGCGGUACCCGUUUCCCCCAGACCCCCAUGGAUAUCCGCAUUGGUAUCUGGGCUGGUGGUGACUCUGGCAAUGGCCAGGGUACCAUUGACUGGGCCGGUGGUGAGACAGACUACAGCCAAGCUCCCUUCUCCAUGUACAUCAAGAGCGUGACCAUCAAGAACGACAACCCUGCCGAGUCUUACUCUUACAACGGUAACUCCGGCAACGACGACAGCAUCAAGGUCAACGGCGGCGGUGUGACUGCUCGCUCCACCUCCACCUCUUCCACCGUGCCUGCCACUACCUCCACCGAGGCUGCUUCCUCCACUGAGGCUGCCUCGACCACCGGGGAGUCUACAUCCGCCCCCACUACCCUGGCCACCACCACCCAGGGUUCUUCUACCGCCCAGUCCACUGAGGCCUCCUCCACUGAAGCCUCCAGCGGAUCCUCUGGUGCUGCCUCCAGCUCCGGCGUUGCCCCCAGCAGCUCUGGUGCCGCCGGUGGCUCUAGCUCCGAGAACGGUUCUGGCUCCGGUUCUGAGACUGGCUCUGGCUCUAGCUCCAGCUCCGGUUCCAGCACUGCUGGUUCCGGUGCCAGCUCCAGCAGCGCCAGUGCCAGCGCUAGCUCCAGCCCUGCCUUCAACGCGGCUUCCUCCCUGGGUGCUACCUACCUGGGACCCGUGUCUUUCCUGGGCCUGAUCACUGCCAUGCUUCAGUUGUAA
Molecule: messenger RNA, 1281 nt
Organism: Penicillium salamii
Lineage: Eukaryota; Fungi; Ascomycota; Eurotiomycetes; Eurotiales; Aspergillaceae
Source: the annotation of a GenBank genome assembly